AUGAGGAGUACAUUGGAGGAGGCGAUUGUGGAAACGCGCAGUACGCCUCUCGAAAAUCGACCGCGACUUCCCCGCUUAGCCCUAAGUAAGCGGAAUCGGGCUGUCGUGAGGGCUCUGAACCCAAUGCUGGUUACCUACUUGGAAGCCAGCCUGGAACUUUGCGAGACGGACUCAAUUCUUUUUCGCGCCGCACUGGCAGUCUGCCGUAUUAUAGGCGCCAAACUUUCCACGGCUGGACGCGCUACUGGACAAAGUAGUGCUAUCCCAGCCUGGAGAAUAAGAAUUGAGGAACGUAUCGCAAGGGCUAGGGUCCUCAUCGGCAGACUGAUAUGCUUCAGGUCAGGCAAUACCAGGCCAAGGAUUGUGCGCACCGUCAGGAUGGCGUUUGCUGGGACAAAUGUUAGUUUGUCCCAGCCGGAUAUAACGCAAAAACUGACGGAGCGCAUAGACGACCUGAAGCAAAGAAUCGCUGCUUGGGGAAAGCGGAUUCGGCGAUAUACCGAGAGGUCGACACGGUUCAACCAGAAUCGUCUCUUCCAGAGUGAUCAGAAGAGACUCUACAAAUCAUUGGAGCGACCAAUAGUAAGUGGAACGGGUCCAGCACCAAAUCAGGCCGACACGGUCGCAUUCUGGCGCAGCCUGUGGUCAGAGCCCGUAAACCACAACGAGGGCCCUUGGACGGAAGUUGUGGCGAGUCAGUGUGCGGGUAUUAUGCCCAUGGACCCCGUCAUCAUAACGCCGGAUGAGGUAGCUGAGGCGGUCCGUAGGGCCCCGAACUGGAAAAGUCCGGGGCUUGACGGGCUGCAUCACUAG
Messenger RNA from Parnassius apollo (apollo), 813 nucleotides. The record is from the annotation of a GenBank genome assembly. NCBI's taxonomy places the organism in Eukaryota, Metazoa, Arthropoda, Insecta, Lepidoptera, Papilionidae.